Messenger RNA from Scheffersomyces stipitis CBS 6054, 654 nucleotides. RefSeq lists its product as uncharacterized. Gene Ontology annotation, cellular component: cytoplasm; membrane. The record is from RefSeq and is a predicted model, not a curated record. The transcript has a single exon. Lineage: Eukaryota; Fungi; Ascomycota; Pichiomycetes; Serinales; Debaryomycetaceae. Bases 1 to 654 code for a protein of 217 amino acids.
AUGUCCGCAGAUAUACAACUCACCAAUCUUCCAAAACACCAUGACUUGGAAAAGUCCACACCGUUGACGGUUAUAGACUCUAACACGUCCAAUCUCAACCUCCACUUCCAUCCGAUGGCUCGUAGCGUUCAUCGUAAGCUUGUAAUCUAUUUGGUUGUGGAAGCUGUUGUAUCGUUGACAAUAUAUUUCAACUACGAUAAAUUGUGCAACUUCAAUGGCGUUCUUGGUCCAGCUCUUCUUGGAUCAUCAACAGCUGCAAUGGCUCAGUCGAUCAACCAGUACUCCAAGAUGAAGUUCAACCUUAGUAAAGUGUUCCAAUUCAUGGUCUGGGGAGCCAUAAACGGCUACUUCACAGUCGUGUGGAUCGAUACGUUGAUUGUUAAGGUGGACAACUUGGUGUAUAGAAUUAUUGUAGACCAAGCAGUAGGCGCUCCGCUCUUCCAGCUUGUGUUCAAUAUCCUUAAUAGUCUUUGGGACCACGGAGAAAUCUCGGCACACACCAGAUCUUCAUAUAUCAAGUCGUUGAAGUACAGUUAUUGCUUCUGGCCGUUUGUUUCUGUGUGUAUCUUCGUUUUCAUUCCUCAAGUGAUGAUGUUCCCAUGCAACUGUAUGGCAAAUUUGUUGUGGAACAUGAUUUUGAGCAGAUUAGUGUGA